This is a messenger RNA of Prunus armeniaca (apricot), 486 nucleotides long. The record is from the annotation of a GenBank genome assembly. Lineage: Eukaryota; Viridiplantae; Streptophyta; Magnoliopsida; Rosales; Rosaceae.
AUGGCUCCAUUCAAGUCACUAGCUCUUGUUGCUUUGCUUGUUGGUAUCUCCUUGUCAGCUAUUAAUGUAUCAGAAGGCCGAGUUGCUAGGAAGGAUUUAGGUGUGGAUCUUGGGGGAAUUGGGGUUGGAGGAGGAGUAGGCCUGGGUAUAGGACUUGGAGGAAGCGGAAGUGGGUCCGGGGCAGGGUCAGGGUCAGGGUCAGGAUCUGGGUCCAGGGGAGGUAGUUCUUCUUCGAGUUCAGCCUCAUCGAGUGCUAGUUCGAGUUCAGGGUCAGGCGAUGCAGGCUCCGAGGCAGGGUCAUCUGCAGGGUCUCGGGCCUCGUCAGGGUCAGGGAGAGAUGCUCGAGGCGGUGGUGGUGGGCGAGGUGGGGGUUCGGGGUAUGGACGUGGGGAGGGUUCAGGCCGGGGCAGUGGUGAGGGUAACGGUGAGGGUCAUGGUGAAGGCCGUGGCUAUGGUGAGGGUUAUGGCAGUGGAGGCGGAAACUGA